GAGCGGACCGCCUAAGUCAGAUACUUUUUUUGGGCUGUCGUGCCGCCGAAGUGCAUCUCCACCGCGGGACAUGGCCAUGGACUUUGAGGAGAUACUGGGCAAGUGCGGGGAUGGCCAUCGCUACCAGUACAUGCUGCUGGCCCUCUACGGACUGCUCAUGUUCAUCGUUUCCCGGCAGUACUUCGCCCAGAGCGUCAUCAGCUUUGUGCCCGACCACUGGUGCUAUCACGAGCAGCUGGAGAAUCGGAGCUACGCCGAUAUCGCUGCAAUUUACGCCCCAUUCAAGAGACCUUCGUGCACGCGACUCGCUUGGAUCAGCGAGGACGGGAGUGAUGCCACCGCCAGCGAAGAGCCCUGUAAUCGGUGGAUCUAUAAGUACGAUCACGGUUUCCGAAGCAUGAACGCCGAUCUGAACUGGGUCUGCGACGAGGCGUACAAGGCGCGAGUGGGUCAGUCCCUGUUCUUUGUGGGCUCCAUGUGUGGCACCCUGCUGUUUGGACUGCUCGGCGACAGGAUUGGCAGGAUCCGGGCUGUGGUCUUGGCCAACUGGUGCGGCUUCCUGGGCGACUCGGCCACGAUUUUCACCGAGAGCCUGGUCACGUUCUCGGCCAGCCGGUUCGUAUCUGGCCUGGCUGCUGAGGCCAACGCCUACCUGAUGUAUAUUCUGGUGCUGGAGUACGUCUCGCCGACGAUGCGGAGUGUGGGCCUCAACCUGACGAUGUCGGUGUGGUACUGCCUGGGCAUGAUUAGUGCCUCUUGGCAGGCCGUCUGGCUGGGCGAAUGGCGCUCCUUCAUGGCCUGGUCGGCCAUGCCCCAGCUGCUGGUCACCGGCUUCUAUUUCGUGGUCCAGGAGAGCGCCCAGUGGCUGGUCACGCGCCACGACAUCGAGGGCGCCGAGCUGCGGCUGCGCCGGGUGGCCAAGUUCAAUCGGCGCGAGGUCAGCGAGGCGGACUUCGAGCUGUUCCGGCAGCACUGCAAGACCAAGGAGUCGGAGGCCAGCAGCCAGCUCUCCAUGCAGAAGCAGGCGCGUCUGAUCGACGCCCUCAAGCUGCCACGCCUGCGCCUCAGACUGAUCUACGUGCAUGUUGUGUUCUCGAUAAUGGUGCUCUGCUACAACACGAUGUCUCGCAAUGUGGAAGGUCUGACCAUAUCGCCAUUCGUGAUGUUCACCAUUUUCGCCCUGACCUUGCCACCUUCGGGCAUCUUCCAGACCCAAGUCCAGAAGAACUUCGGUCGCAAGUUCACCUCCGUGAUCAGUAUGACAGCCACUGGAGUGAUGACUGCGGCCACAGGGAUUUUGCUGACCUUCUGGACACAGCCCAGUGAGACGGUGAUGGUGUGCCUCCUGCUGGUUUCCCGGUUUGGGAUCUCGGUGAUCACGGGGUCCACCAUGCAGAUCUCUGCCGAGCUCAUGCCCACCUGCGUGCGGUCCAGUGGACUGGCUGUGAUCCACGUCACGGGAGCAGCCUUCUCCUUCCUGUCACCUUAUAUACUCCACCUGGACACCUAUUUUCGAGCAGCAUCUUCUAUCAUACUGUGUAUGCUACUUCUGUUUUGUGCCUGGAUUUGCCUGCUCCUGCCGGAGACGAGGAACAAAAAGCUGCCCAUGUCCCUGGCGGAGGGCGAGGAGUUCGGCAAGGACGAGCGGAUGUUCGACUUUUUGAGGAACCAGGAAAAGGAAGAUCACAGGGAUCUCGCAGCUGGGACCAAUGAGAAACUUAUGGGGGAGUAAGUGUAUUUACUAAGUGGGUAUUACCUUUGGAUCUAGGUCUUGAAGUACAGCUUCUAGUUAUGUUUUUGAAAAUUGCACUUACCUACAUUUGUUAAAAUCUAUAUUUAGAGAAGUGUUGAGCGAACCAAGCCAGAAAAAGUUUAAAAUAUUACUAGAAUUUAUUAUUUCUGUUACAUAUACUUUACAACAUUUUUUAUAGAGAUUAUUGUCAACUUUUAAACUUAUAGCUAGAAUCAAAUUAAGAGUUAAACAUAUGGCACUAAACUUUAAGAUCUUCUUUAUCUAAAGGGCUCCAUGAGCCUAUACCAUAAAAAACUGUAGACUGUUAAUAACAUGAUGAUGAGCCCGAAUUAGUGGAGUGUAUAAAGUACAAGAUAAUAAUACUUAUAGCUGACAAUAAGAAAGACUGUGGUUAUAACUAUUAAUGUUGAAGGUUUUGAUAAGAAAGAGUCAGGCAUCACUAAAUGAUUUGUUUUGUGCUAUGUUAUAAAUCUAAAAAACAAUAAAAAUAGUAUAUAUAGAAAAUAGUUCCUAAGCAGCAGUUUUCGCCUGGAUGAGCCAUACAUUUUGAAAGGCUAUUUAUAUCACAAUGUGUACGUAGAAGAAAGCAUGUUCUAUAAAUUGGAAAAUCCCCCGAGAGAGUAUCUGAAUGUUCUUGCUGGCGAAUCUACUCAUUCACACUUUCAACUAAGCGCACUCUUGACCUUAUGCAUAUUACACUUGAGGAUGG
Molecule: messenger RNA, 2462 nt
Organism: Drosophila biarmipes
Lineage: Eukaryota; Metazoa; Arthropoda; Insecta; Diptera; Drosophilidae
Product: solute carrier family 22 member 13
Exons: 4
Coding region: 71-1732 (553 amino acids)
Biological process (GO): transmembrane transport
Cellular component (GO): membrane
Molecular function (GO): transmembrane transporter activity
Source: RefSeq, a predicted model, not a curated record